AUGUCGCGCUACUUCCCGCACACGUCGUACGCAGAGGACCAGCCGGUGCCGCACGUCGUCCUCGCGACGCACGUGCUCACGCGCGCGCUGGCGGCGGGAUCGCUCGCCGGGCUGGGCGUCGCGGCCGCGAGGCAGGCGGUGCCGGCGUGGCGACGACCCGGGGCGGCGCCGGCCCUGGUCUCGCACCGCAUCCUGAGGGCGUCGUCGGCCGGCGCGCUCUGGGGGCUGGGCGUCGGCGCGGCCGCGCUGGCCGGGCGCAUGUACGGCCGGGAGCUGGUCGAGUGGCAGGACAGGAGCUGGCGGCUGCUGGAGAACAGGGGCCAGCUCGAGAUGGACGACUGGACGUAUCUUGGCAUGGGGGCCGGCGUCGCCGCCGCCUGGGCCGCGGGGAGUCUGAAGGGCUUGGGCGGGCGGGGGGUGAUGGGCGCCGUGGGCGCCGGGGGGGUCGUUGGCGGGUUGGCCUGGGCGGGAUGGCGGUUCGGCGUGAACGGGGGCAGGUUUAAGGAGAAGCCCAAGGAGGGCGAUUUGUGA
Molecule: messenger RNA, 531 nt
Organism: Metarhizium robertsii ARSEF 23
Lineage: Eukaryota; Fungi; Ascomycota; Sordariomycetes; Hypocreales; Clavicipitaceae
Product: ATP release protein
Exons: 1
Coding region: 1-531 (176 amino acids)
Source: RefSeq, a predicted model, not a curated record